AUGACCGAGGAAGAUGCGCGUCUAGUGGAAGAAGAAUUCAAGAAAGUGAGCUCACUACUGUCCUGGAGCGAAACUUUCUUGACGAUUGGCGGAAUAUGGCCGCUUGAUAAAACCUACAAGCGCGCGACCUUCUUUACAAUUUAUCUGACGUUCCAAUUGAUAAUGGAGUACGGAGAACUUCUGGCUGUGUUCGGGGAUCUUGAAGCUAUGGUGCUCAGUGUUCUUGAGUCAGUGAUGCAGAGCUUGGUCUAUACCAAGCUCAUUGUCUUCAGGUACAGUGUCAUGUUGAGGAGCCUGAUCUUCACAAUCAAGGAGGACUUUGAAGAUACUUAUUACGAAGAUUGGGUGGAAAAGAAGAUAUACUUGGAGUACAAUGCCUUGGCGAAGUUGUUUUAUAAAAUUUCCAUGCCUUAUAUUACUGUCGCGGCUACGCUGUACUACUUAAGACCUUUUUUGACCUAUUACGUCAUCAUGCCUCUAAUAACCGACACAAGCAAUCUAACGUUCCUAGUACUUCCAUUCCGGCUGAAGCUAUUCUUCUCUAUUGAAACGACCCAGUCGUACUUCAUAAUGUACGGCUACUUGUCACCAAUGGUCUACCUGUUGAUAUGCCAUAACGCAUGGAUUUGCCUUUUGAUCACAAUGGUGCUCCAUAUUUGCGGACAGUUGGCAGUACUUAAUCAUAGAAUUCGACAUAUUCCUCCAGAUAUUAAUGAAGAUAAGAUCCAAGUAGUCUUCGGAAGACUUGUUCGUCGUCAUAUGCGAUCAAUUUGGAUGGCGAAGAAAUUGGAUGAUACCUUCCAUUUUGUUUUGCUGAUUGAUUUAGUUGGCACAACAUUGUUGCUAGGCCUGAUGUGCUAUAUUGUCAUAAUUGGCUCGAGUAUGAGUGAGAGCUCUUUUGGUUAUGUUUACAUCAUCUGCGCAAUCGCAACAGUAUUUCUUCUCUACGGCUACUGUAUCGUCGGUGAAUGCCUGAUUAAUGAGAGUAAAAAAGUCAACGAAGCUUAUUACGAGUGUCUUUGGUACAAAAGUUCCCAAAAAUUCCGCAAGUCACUGUUAAUUUGUCUGAUCGAGACUCAGGAGCCGCUGAGAAUAACCGCGGGGAAGUUUUUUACAUUUUCACUGUCCGGAUUCACGGAUGUUCUUAAAACGGCCAUGAGUUACUUGAGUAUGUUGCGGAAAAUGACACAGGAG
Cotesia congregata is the source of this 1194-nucleotide messenger RNA. Lineage: Eukaryota; Metazoa; Arthropoda; Insecta; Hymenoptera; Braconidae. The record is from the annotation of a GenBank genome assembly.